Nannospalax galili (Upper Galilee mountains blind mole rat) is the source of this 1428-nucleotide messenger RNA. RefSeq names its product sodium/glucose cotransporter 1-like. Gene Ontology annotation, cellular component: plasma membrane. The transcript has 11 exons. Gene Ontology annotation, biological process: sodium ion transport; transmembrane transport. NCBI's taxonomy places the organism in Eukaryota, Metazoa, Chordata, Mammalia, Rodentia, Spalacidae. The record is from RefSeq and is a predicted model, not a curated record. Gene Ontology annotation, molecular function: D-glucose:sodium symporter activity.
AUGCCUUGCAAGCCAGAGCUGGAACUGGGUCCCGAACCGUUGAUGUUCAACGGCUUCUGGCUACAAGCGCUGCUCACCUGGUCUGGAAAUGCUGCCAUGAACGUCCUGGAUAAGUACCACACCUUCCCCUUGAACAAGAGCUAUGUGGGCUUAAGUAUCAUUGGCGCCCUAGACACACUGGUAGUGAUUUUGUACCUCCUGUUGACCCUGUCCAUUGGCCUGUGGGCCUUACUGUUACACAAUCGUGGGACAAUAAAAGACUUCUUCCUGGCUGGCCAAAAUCUAGCAUGGUGGCUGGUGGGUAGUUCCCUUUUUUCUGCAAAUAUUGGCAGUGGCCACUUUAUGGGCCUGGCUGGGGUAGGAGCAUUUUCAGGAAUUGCUGUUGGGGCCUUUGAAUGGAAUAGUAUAUUUGCAUUCUUUGUUCUUGGCUGGAUAUUUGUUCCUUUCUAUGAUAAGGCUAGGGUGGUGACAGUGCCAGAAUACUUGAGGAAGAGGUUUGGCAGCGUCCGGAUCCAGUUGUUCUUUUCCUUUGUGUCUUUACUCGUCUACAUCUUCACACGGAUCUCAAUGGAGAUCUGCUUUGGCACCAUGUUCUUGAAAAUGGUUUUGGACACAGAUAUUUACCAGACUAUGAUGCUCAUCCUGACAGUUACUGGCAUUUAUACAGUCACAGGUGGUCUGACAGCGGUGGCUUAUGCGGAGGCCUUUCAAGCCUUCAUUAUGAUUUUGGGAUCAGCCAUAUCAAUGGGUUAUGCCUUUAAUGCAGUUGGAGGAUAUCAACAGUUUGUGCAUAAGUACUUCCAAGCCAUCCCAAGUGUGACCCGUCAAGGAAACUGGACUGCCAAGCCAAAGUGCUACACCCCUCGUCCAGAUGCUUUCCACAUCUUCCGAAGUCCCACCUCUGGAGAUAUCCCAUGGCCUGGACUCAUCUUUGGCGGCACUAUUGUCUCCUUGUUCUAUGGGUGUGCUGAUCAGGUUUCUGUCCAGAGGUUUCUGGCAGGAAAGAGCAUGCUUCAUAUGAAAGGUGGCUGCCUCUUCUGUGGGUACCUGAAGCUGCUGCCCAUGUUCCUCAUGGUGAUGCCAGGGAUGAUCAGCCGCAUCUUGUUCUCAGAUCAAGUGGCAUGUGUUGUACCGCCAGAAUGCCAAAAGUUCUGUGACAGCCAAACUGGUUGUAGCACCCUGGCUUAUCCAGUGCUGGUGACAAAAGUGAUGCCUUCUGGCCUACGGGGCUUUAUGCUGUCCACUGUCUGUGCUUCCCUCAUGUCCUCCCUGACUUCUGUUUUCAACAGUUCCAGUGCCCUGUUCACGAUGAACAUCUACACCUGGAUACAGCCUCUAUCCACUGAAAAGGAGCUCAUGAUAGCGGGAAGGUGAAGUGUUCUAGUCCUGUCAGUCACUAAUAUUGGAGAAUACCCCUUCCAUAUGUGA